Molecule: messenger RNA, 1417 nt
Organism: Leptonychotes weddellii (Weddell seal)
Lineage: Eukaryota; Metazoa; Chordata; Mammalia; Carnivora; Phocidae
Source: RefSeq, a predicted model, not a curated record
GCAAGUGGAGAUGGGCAGCAGGCAGACUAAUGGCUGGGGCCGGAGUGGAGAUACCGGCCCCAGUGGCCCCCGGGACCUCGUCGUCCUGCCAUAAUUCCAGGACCAAAGAGGGCCGGCUGGGGCCUUGGAGACCCUCCGUAUAUUACACACAGACACAUAUGUUCAUGUUCAGGGCCCAGGUUGCGAGAUGGGAACAGAAAACCCGCAAGCUGAGCAGGGCCUUCCGAUCCCCCUACCUGGCCUGCUACUCCCUGGGCGCUGUCAUUUUGCUCCUGAACAUUCUGCGCUCCCACUGCUUCACACAGGCCAUGCUGAGCCAGCCCAAGAUGGAGAGCCUGGAUAACCCCACGGCCUACCGCAUGGGCCUCGUGCUCCUGGGAGUGGGCAGCACGUUUGUGCUCUCCAGCUUCUUCGCACUGGGCUUCACUGGGACCUUCCUAGGUAAGACCCCAAGGGCUGGGGGGCCACGAGCAGAUGCACUCUGGGUCCAGGCGGGAGCAGGGGCUGCCUGCCUGCCCUGCCAUCUGUGACAUCUUCGUGGGGAGCGCUGGGGGACCCGGCUGGCUCGUUGCUCUGCCCCUAAGUCUGAGGCUCCGGGCACUUUUGUCCUCCAGGCCUCUGCCUGUCCGUGGUUAGCCUGGGAAGACGGGCUUGCCUGUGUCUCAUCCAGCCGCUUGGCUGCCAGGCCAGUGGGAUUGCCAUUUGCUGCACUUGGGCCACAAGCCAGGGCUGGUGCGGGUCUGGUGCGGGUCUGGAUUGGGUUGGUGGGGGGGGAAGAUGCUGUCCCUGCUCUGCGUUCCCCACUGCCUAUGGCUCAGGUCCUCAUGACAUCAGCAACUUCUAGCAACUUGGAAGCCCAAGAAGGAGCGCAGCUGGGGGAGGCUGCAAAAGCAAGGCAGUCUUGGGGACAGGGACAGAAAGGAGGAGGCAGCCCACAGAAGGAGCCCAGCAGGCAGGUUACGUGGGAGGUGCCCACGCCUCUGAUGGGCUGGAUCAGGGGCUCCUGGGUCCUCACCGCUCUCAGCCCCCAGCCAGCUUCGCAGACCUGGUCUCGGUUUCCUCCAGCGCCCAGGGCAGUCCCCGGAGCCCUCCCUGUCUGCCUGGGGGCCUCUCUGUCCACAGUCGCUUGGGGCCUGGGGUACUGCAGGCUGCAGAGGGAGCCGGGAGCUCGGAAGGCGCCGUGUUCACAGGCAGAGGAGACACGCGGGAGCGGCGUGUGCGGGGGGCCUGAGCUGGGCCUGUCACCCACCUGCAGCAGCGGGGCCCCCAGGCGGCUUGCGCCUCGUGCUCAGGCCGGAGCUUUAGGAUGCCCGAGGCUCAGAGAGGGGCAGCGGGUGGGAAGGUGGGAAGAGACGUUGGGAGCUCCUGGGUCUGCCAGGUGGGAACAGGGCACUGGGGUGGGCCCGGGAGCAAACAG